Microplitis demolitor is the source of this 2613-nucleotide messenger RNA. RefSeq names its product excitatory amino acid transporter 1. The coding region runs from base 795 to 2312 and encodes 505 amino acids. The transcript has 8 exons. Lineage: Eukaryota; Metazoa; Arthropoda; Insecta; Hymenoptera; Braconidae. Gene Ontology annotation, biological process: L-glutamate transmembrane transport. The record is from RefSeq and is a predicted model, not a curated record. Gene Ontology annotation, molecular function: glutamate:sodium symporter activity; neutral L-amino acid transmembrane transporter activity; L-glutamate transmembrane transporter activity. Gene Ontology annotation, cellular component: plasma membrane.
CGUGCUCGCGCGAAGGUGAUUUUAUUGUGUACUCUUAUAUUUUUACACCCUUUAACACGCGCUAUUUAUUGAGUAUCAAUAAAAAUUAAUGCGUAUAAUAAUCACAGUGUGUCGGCACUCAGAUUGCUGUUAAUUCGGGGCGAGUGAUCGUAACAAUGGUGAACAGUCUAUAGCAUAUAGAAGCAGAAGUAGAAGCAAUAGGAGCAAUACCAGCAGUAUUACCAUAGGCAACUAAUGGAUGCACAGUAGUACCAUUAUCACCGAGUAUUUGUGACAUUAUGAUAGCCCGAUACCGAGGCAGGAAGGGAUUUUCGUAGGGGGAUAUAGCGACAGUGUAUGUAUCACCCAUAUCUAAUUGUACCACCCAAGGUGGCAUACAUUUAAAGCCCCAUCAGCAUACAUCCUCUCUUGCAACUGACCAGGAUUUUGCCGCUUAUUUUUUGCACUUGAGACUCUGAUUCGCACAGUUUACGGACAGUGAAAGUUUAUUAAAAAAUAAAUAACAAUUACUAUUAUUAUCGAUAUUAUUAUUUUUAUCUGUUGAUUGGUAAUUUUCAGAAGGUUAUCGAUAGAUGAAUUAAAUUAUACAUUUGACAGCCGACGUUUAAUUUUACGCGCAUUAUUUUUUUUUCCUCGGCAACCGACAACGAGUCGGUCCACUUCGGGCCCCUUUGGGGAGCAUUUGCCUCCUCUUGUAGUCACUCUACACUUCCGCCUCACCGGAAGCGAGGUCCAUGUGAACGGGCAGAAGUGACCCCACCGACACCGAAACCGUAGCGUCCACACUACUGAAGAUGGAAGCUUCUGAAUUGUCUCCUCUAUCGGGAGCGGACGCUCAAUCAAAACCCGCAGAAAUCGAGAGGAGAACCUGCUACCGCGAUUCACCAAACAAGAGGCCACUUAAUAGACGUCAAAGGAUUGCGUCAUGUUUAAGCCACAAUGCAUUAACUAUUCUUACUAUUUCUGGUGUUGUUGGUGGUAUAGUGUUGGGUCUAACAUUGAGACAUGUACGCAGUGGUUGGACCGAACGUGAAAUAAUGUAUGUCAACUACGUGGGUGAACUGUUUCUCAGAAUGCUCAAGAGUUUGAUUCUCCCGCUUAUUAUUUCAAGUUUGGUAUCUGCUAUCGGCUCUUUAGAUUUAUCACUCAGUGGUAAAAUCGGAGCACGUGCUAUCACAUAUUACAUGGUUACUACUGUUAGUGCUGUUAUACUCGGUAUUAUACUGGUUAUAACAGUCCAACCAGGAAAGUAUGGUAAAAGUGAUAAUUCAUCACAAGAUAAUAGCGUGGGACCACGAAAUGUUUCGACUGUUGAUACAUUGAUGGAUUUGGUCAGAAAUAUGUUCCCGCCAAAUUUAGUUCAAGCUUGUAUUUCUCAGUACCGCACUGUACUUACAAGACAAUCUGAUAAUCCAUCUAAUGACAUAACCACAUGGAAAAUAUCAAGUGAGGAUCCAAGUGGAAUGAAUAUAUUAGGUCUGGUAGUAUUUGCAACAGUUCUUGGCAUAACUUUGGGUAAAAUGGGAUCAACUGGAAAACCACUGCUGAACUUUUUUGAAGCAUUGUCUUCAGCAAUGAUGAUAAUUACAAACUGGGUAAUAUGGCUGUCUCCAGUCGGUGUUUUGUUUCUCGUGUCAUCAAAAGUAUUGGAAAUGAAAUCAUUCGAUGUAAUAUUGGGUCAACUGGGAAUGUACUUUUUAACAGUUUUAGUUGGCCUCAUCGUACAUGGUUUCAUUGUUCUCCCAACAAUAUUCUUUAUAAUAACAAGGAAAAACCCUAUAAGAUACAUUUCAAAUAUGGCGCAAGCCGUCGCUACGGCAUUCGGUACCUCUUCGAGUUCAGCAACCUUACCAGUUGCUAUCGGGUGUUUAGAAGAUCGCAAUGGUAUUGACCCUCGAGUAUCACGUUUCGUAAUGCCUAUUGGUGCUACUAUUAAUAUGGAUGGUACAGCAUUGUAUGAAGCUGUUGCAGCUAUUUUUAUUGCCCAAGUUCGCGAGAUUUCAUUAACUUUUGGACAACUUGUUGCUGUCAGUAUUACAGCAACUGCUGCAAGUAUUGGUGCCGCUGGAAUACCACAAGCAGGUUUAGUUACUAUGGUAAUGGUUCUAGAUACUGUAGGACUUCCCGCAAAAGAUGUUACUUUAAUUAUAGCAAUUGAUUGGCUACUGGAUCGUUUCAGGACAUCAGUGAAUGUUAUUGGUGAUUCAUUGGGCGCCGGAAUAGUUAAUCAUUUAAGUAGAGAUGAGUUAGCAGCAUUACCACAUCAUGUACAAUCAAAAAAUGGUACCGAGCACAACACAACGUCGAUAUGAACUGAUUCGUUAAAUAAACCAUGACAAUAAAUAUUGGCCAGGGUAAAUGAGCGGCCAUUUAUGCAAUUAAAACAUAAUUAUGAUAAUAAAUUAUUAUAUAAAUAAUAUUAAUGUUAAUUAAUAAUUAUAGUAACAAUAAUCGAGGUAUUAAAAACUUAUUGUGUUAUAUGACACGAUUAAAAUUUAAUCACCGUUUAAGUGUUCUAGAUGCCUGAGUGUUUCAUUAUAUAUUUUGUUCUUCAUUAUUAUUCAAAUACUUUUUAUGAUCAUUGAGGUGAUUGACUGAUUUAUUUAGACAAUG